GACUCAUUUGUCAUAAAGUUUUAAUGCAUAAAAAUAACCUCACUUUUAUGAUUGCGUGCAAGUAGUAAACAAUGCUAGUGCUAAUAAUUUGUUGAUCGUUGUACCAGUCGUAUUUCCCAAUUAAAUAGCAUUUCGUUGCUACUGUAGAUAGCUUUGAUUAGGAGACUUAUGUACAAUGAAAGCCAAUAAGAGAAGUCAUGAUUUUAAAGCAUUAGAGCUAAAACUCACCGAAGAGUCUGUGUCCCCACAUGUCAUUUAUUUCAAAGAACAUUCAGUGAGAGAACACAGUUCGGACAAACCAUCCGGUCGAACUCUUUUCGUUGUCAACUUGCCACCGUAUGCCGAUGAAAAAGGGCUUUCAAACGCCUUUCAAGAAGCUGGUACGGUGCAUUCCGUGAGCUUUAGUAAUAAACCCAAUGAAAUAAAAGAAAAACCUACCAAAACAUUAUUAGCGGAACCAUUGAAUCCAAGGUUUAGGAUAGCGUAUGUGGUAUUUAAGAAAGUUGCACAGCUGGACAAAGCCUUAAAACUGUCAAAAUUAAAGCCUAUGUAUGAUAGCAAUGAUGAAAUAAAACUUGGUAUGGAUAAAUGGAUACAAGAAUACAAUAAUUCAAUAAUGUUACCUAAAAACCUUAAGGAAAGCAUUGAAGAGUUUAUGAAAUCUUAUGAUGCGGAAAAAAAGAGUGCGGAAGAGAAGGAAAAACAAUUAGAGCAGGAAGAUGACGAAGGUUGGGUUACUGUUACAAAGGGUGGGAAAGUGCAGAGCUUUGCCCGAUCUGAUAAAGUCGAACACAAGAUUAUGACUAAAGAAGAAAAGAAUAAAAAGAGAAAAGAACUGAAAAAUUUCUACACUUUCCAAAUAAGAGAAUCUAAAAUGAAACAUAUUGUUGCACUGAGGCAGAAGUUUGAAGAGGAUAAAAGGAAAAUCGCACAAAUCAAACAAAGCAGAAGAUUUAAACCUUUUUAAUAAAAUAAAAAUACUUUUUACUAGUUUCAUUUCAAA
Molecule: messenger RNA, 1003 nt
Organism: Papilio polytes (common Mormon)
Lineage: Eukaryota; Metazoa; Arthropoda; Insecta; Lepidoptera; Papilionidae
Product: ribosomal RNA-processing protein 7 homolog A
Exons: 2
Coding region: 176-967 (263 amino acids)
Biological process (GO): ribosomal small subunit assembly; rRNA processing
Cellular component (GO): CURI complex; UTP-C complex
Molecular function (GO): RNA binding
Source: RefSeq, a predicted model, not a curated record